Syngnathoides biaculeatus (alligator pipefish) is the source of this 3800-nucleotide messenger RNA. It is a transcript of the gene rtkn2, whose product is annotated as rhotekin 2. The transcript has 12 exons. Lineage: Eukaryota; Metazoa; Chordata; Actinopteri; Syngnathiformes; Syngnathidae. The coding region runs from base 92 to 2029 and encodes 645 amino acids. Gene Ontology annotation, biological process: positive regulation of cell population proliferation; hemopoiesis; signal transduction. The record is from RefSeq and is a predicted model, not a curated record.
UUGACGUGGUACAUCAAAUCCAACAGCCCCCGUCAUUUGAAGUUGGAGUAGGAACGUGAUUGUGCUCGUCCGGGCAGCGAAUGAAAACAACAUGGACGACCAGCGGGACGUUCAAAAUCCCAGACCGAACACGAACUCCAGCCUCGCCAUGUCGCCCACUUCUGCGGUGGCCAUGGAGAUGAAAAGGAAGAAAAUACGACAAAGUGCAUUGUUCCAGGAAACAGAGAACACCAAGAUUGAAGAGAAGCUGGACUUUGAAGUGCGAAUGCGAGAGGGCGCCUACAAGCUGCUUCUGGCCUGCAGUAAGAGGGAACAGAUCCUCAACGCCUCCAAGAACCUGCUGAUCUGCAACGCCAGGAUCAAGGCAUACAUCGAUCACAUGCAGAAGGCAGACCAGCAGCGGGAUCUGGCAGCAGUCAGCAGGCAUUCAGAGGAGCGCAUCCCAUGUCGAGGAACGAUCGCGCUCUCCGGACUUCGUAUUCCAUUGAUGUGGAAGGAUCAGGAUCACUUUAACAACAGAGGAAGCUCGCGGCGGGUGGCCAUCUUCUGCGUGAUGCAGAUGGACUGCCAGGUGUUUGACACCAAGAUGGCAGUGGUGGACCGAUCCAUCACGGACGUCUGCUUCGAGGAACUAACCAUCUUUAAAGAUGCACUUCCUGGUUUUAACCUGCGGGUGGAGCUGUGGAGCUGCGCCGCGGAGGAGGAGCCCACCCUGUCCAAGACCCCGAGGAAGUUGGCCAAGAAGCUCCGGAAUUCCUUCGGGAAGACGGCUGGGAAGAAACUCUGCCCUCUGCUGGAUAGUCCAGAUCCCGACACCUUCCUGCAGAACAACCCGGUGCCGGCAGGAGCCAAGUUCCAACUCCUGGCCUACUCCACCAUGAGACUGCCCGAGGCUGAAGGCAGCUUUCAGUCCCACUCGCUGGUCGUCCUCCAAAAUUCCGAUUGGUCCUCGUGGCUUCCGCUUUACGGCAACGUGUGUUGCCGCUUGGUGGCCCAACCGGCGUGCAUGACGCAAAGCGUGAUGGCCGCUUACCUCAAUCACAAGGAAAGUGUGCAAGGCAUGGAGCGCCGCUGCAGCCUCUACUGCGUCCUGAGCGCCGCCACCUUGCGGUGCUACUACAGCCCGGAGGAGAUGGACGCCAAAGUCCAACCGGGGCUGCGGCUGCCAGUCAACAAGGACACCCGCAUCCAAGUGAUGGAAAAGUUGUCAGGAGGAAGGAAGUCCAAGACUCUGUCCGUCAUCAACCCUUCGCCGGAGGGAACCCAGACUCAGGUCUUCACGGCAGACACGGCGGAGGAGCUUGACCGGUGGCAGGAGGCGCUACAUCAGCACCUCUUUGAUCAGAGUCAGUGGCUGCACUGCUGCGAGCAGCUCAUGGAAAUCCAGGUGGCGUCGCCACGGAAACCGUCGCUCUUCCUCACCAAGCAAGCGGACUCCGUUUACGACGAGCUCAGUAUCAAUUCUCCGGGCAAGUUCGAAAGCAUCACCGACAUCAUCCACAGCAAGAUCGAGGAGACCGACGGCCGCUUCCUGAUUGGCCACGGGGAGGCGAGGGUGCCUCCUAAUUGGUCGGCUCUGUUUGACGGUUCCCACGCGUUUGCACCGCAGAAGACGCCGACUCGUAAUGUCCUCUCCCAGAGUCCGACCCGCACCCCAUGUUCGAGCCCCCGGCCCUGCUCAAGCUCCACACCCAACAGCGGCAAAAAACGACGUGCCCCGCUUCCCCCGGCGAACCCCGACACGGCCACUCCUCCUCCUCCUCGUCCUCCUCCACUCUCUCAUUCGGAGAAGGAGAAUACUUCGCGCCCGAAAUCCAAAACAGGGAGACCGUCCCUGGAUGCCAAAUUCUCCGCUAUCAUCCAGCAGCUGCAGCACAGCAACAGAUACGGAGGGGGCGGCGCUCCGGCCUCGGGCCGCAAGAACGCGCCGCUGGCUCAGGUUGAAGUCGGCCAAGUUGCCGCGCCGAGGACCCAUCGGAGGAAAUCGUUCAGAGAGAGGAUGAACUUCAAAGGCAACAUGGAACACUAAAUUGUAACAAUUACGCUGCCGGAGGGGGUUUUAGCUGCGGUUCUAGCGUUAGACGUAUUCUACUGUGAAUUGGAUAACGGCAAAGACACGCUUCACAUUCGACGUCCAGCUAGCGUUUGUGAUGUCACCAUUAGAAGUUGUUGUGCGCAAAGCUUUUUUGCUCAAGCCAGUGCCACAUUUUGUUUGAAAAUAGAAAGUUUCAUCUCACACUGACUUGCGUUUUUAUGCGCCACACCGUCAAGUUCCGCCUUUUAAAGGUACACAGACGUAGCCGUUUCUGUACAUUUUUGCUCAAUUUAAAAAAAAAAAAAAAAUUUUUACAAUAUGUUUUAAUGUUUCAGGCUUGUGUGAGGGGUAGUACUACCGUAAUUCCCGGCCUACACAGUGCACCUGGUUUACAAGCUUCACCGAGUACAUUUGUAAAGGAAAUAUUAUUUGGUACACACAUACGCCGCACCUGUAUAAAUGCCGCAGGUGCCCACAAUGAAACCCAAAUUCAAACACGAGCUAUUUACAAAGAGACUGUACACAGAAAGAGCUUAACACUAGUGCUAGCGUCAAUGCUAGUGCUAAUGCUAGCAAUGCACUGACGCUAUGCUAACGCUAGCGCUGCGCUAGCACUAACGCUAACAGGGCCGGUUAAACUAAAACGUACCGGUAAAUAUCACUGAGACACACCAGUAACACAGCAGCAACAUGCUAUCACAACGCUAAUGCUAGUGCAGCACUAACAGGGCCAGUAAAAGUCACUUCCUUGGCACAUACGUUCCACCAGUCUCUUACCUUUUCCGCUCGAGUGCCCCCUUGCGGCCGUUAGAAAAAAAUGCACAAAUUACCCGCAUCACAGCAUAAACCGCAGGGUUGAAAGCGUGUGAAAAAAGUCGCGGCUUGUAGGUAUAUCAAAAAAAAAAAAAAUCUGGUUUAUAUGUUUUCAAUCCUUGUUGAGUCGGGAAUGUUUUACGAUGAUCAACUGUGGUUCACUAGACACCUAAUUUGUUGCCAUUCAAGUUAAGAUAGUGUUUUGCAAUUUUUAUGAUUAAUUUUUAAUAGUUAAAGACCUUUUUCCUAAAAAUGUGCCUUAAUUAAUGACUGGCAAGCGGUCCAGGGUAUACCCGAUCCCGAAUGAUGUACUACUGCUGCAUCCAUUCGGAGAAUUUUUACGAAUGCCAAUGCGUACCUCAGAAGAGUAUCGGUGCUCGUUUGUGGUACAUCACUGAUUAUUACGUUUUACUUUUAUUGUUUACCAUUUUAACAUUGUAAUAUAUAACAACCAUUUUAUGUGAUUACAAAGUUGCCAGCUCACUUUUAUACCCAAAUUAAGAGCAGCAGCAAUACUUAGCAACCAAUGGCACAUACUAUACUAUACAGUACUUAUAACUUUACUGUAUUUCAGUUAUUUUACAGUGGAUUGAUUUAACGUUUUACAUUUAAAUAAUGCUUACGUAAUUCAAAACAUUUAUUGUACAAUUUCACACAUGAAUGAAUUCACCCAGGAGACGUAAAGUUGAAUGUAGUAUUCCUAAAAAAAAAAAAAAGUACAGUAGUUUGUAUUUGAGCUGUAUUGUAGGAUCGGCUGACCUCUUGUAUGAUAUACUGUAGUAAUGAAUGUUAAAAAUGUGAUUUAAAACAUGGGGCCGUGCAGUUAAUAAAUGUUUUACGAUGGCCGCGCUCUGACAUAUUUUCCACGAUGCCGUGAAAAUGUUUUAUAAAUCACAUUUUUUGGAAUGGAUUAUUUUUGACGUGAGGAGAGGAUAUGGAUGUGAGUCAUGGG